AGUUUGGAUGCCUUUCUCUCAAUAUUGUAUGUGUUUUGCAGUGUUUUCUGUGUUCAACACAUCCCUCAACAGUGCCUUCAAUUCAUUGCUGUCUUCGCUCUUCAAUUCAGUCAAUACUCUUCAACCGUUGUGUUGAAUGAUAGCAUUUGGUCACCACAUCAUGUGUUUCACCUGAAAUGAAAAGUAAAAACUGGUUAUAAAAGCAAUGAUUUGAAGAAUGGGUCGAAAAAAGAAAAGCGAUUUCAUUGAGAAGACGGUUGAGAAACGGGUGACGCGAUCGAAGAGAGACCAAUCAAACGCUUCCAACAAUGUUGUGGUCACUAAACCGUCGGCCAAACGGCGGGCAAACGCUAAGAAUAAUAAAAAUAUACCGCUUUUGGAUUUGCAGACAAUUGAAUUGGAAAACAUUGAAACGGAAAUUAUCGAUGAAUACGAUGGCAAUGAACUGAUCACAAGUGUGGACGACGAGGACUUAGACAUCGCUGCCAUCGAUGAUCAGCAUUUCAAACAAUCGGAUUGCAGUCCAGUAGUGGCGAAGAAAUCGCUUCCGGAACCGGUCUUAAGUCCAGGAGAUAAUGAUUCGUUCAGCGGAAUAGUUUUGGAGGGAAUCUGUUCUGAAACGGAGAUCAACAGCGAAACCACUCCUAAGAAGAGACCGAAACGAAAAGCCAAAGCGAAAGAAAGUGUCGAAGAAAUGGAUACCGAAUCCGUUGCCAAUAAUAACAAUAAAAGCCUUCCAUGUCUUGACUGCGGUCUUGAGUUCCCAGAUAUGCAUUCAUUGGUCGUUCACGAAGUGACAGCCCAUGAAGACAAGGGCUACAGAUGUCACGUUUGCGAAAAGAUCUUCACUCGGAAAUACCAUUUGGACCGACACUUGCAGCUGACGCCCUGUUCAGGACAGCCACCGCCGGCCCAUCCGUGCGAAGUGUGCGGCAAAGUGUACACAAGAAAAGACAAUUUACGCGAACACUUGAGAGUACACGCGGGAGAAGUGACCCGAAAGAAGAAGUUUAAGUGCGAUCACUGCCCGAAGAUGUUUCACGGGGCGAGUCUUCUCAGAAUACAUGUGCGGACACAUACCGGCGAAAAGCCAUUCACCUGCGACUUCUGUCCCAAAGCAUUCCCAUCGGGAGGCGCUCUCACUAAACACCGACGCAUACAUACGGGAGAAAAGCCGUACAAUUGUCCCGAUUGUGACAUUCGCUUCUCACUGAAGGGCACUCUGAAUCGACACAUGAGAAUCCAUACGGGAAUCCGUCCCCACAAGUGUCCCUAUUGUGGCAAACAGUUCAUCCAAGCGGGAGGUCUCAAAGCGCAUCUCUUCUACCACACCGGACAGAAUGGAUUCAAAUGCGAGUUCUGCUCAAAGAUCUUCAACAGAAAGGCCAGACUUCAGAUGCAUACCCGAUAUGUCCACGAGAAGGACAGACCCUUUGAGUGCGACGAUUGUGGCAAACGAUUCACUCGAAAGGAAGAUCUUAAUCGACAUUAUGUGUUGCAUACGGGAGAAAAGCCUCAUCAGUGCCCCACUUGUCUAAAACGCUUCUCCAUAAAGCCGUCUCUGAAACUGCAUUUAUUGACGCACACGAAGGAAGAGCCGCGCAGUUGUCAUGAGUGCGGCCGGGCUUUCAUUCGCAAGGAUUGUCUUCUCCGACAUAUGCGUAAAAGACAUCGCGAUUUACUCGACAAGAUUCUGAUGGAGGAUAAGGACGACGACGAGGCGUCUGGUUCUGCGGCCUCUCCCGGUUCGAGCGGUUAUGCGGUCAACAAUCGGGUUCUAAGCGAACAAAAGUUAUGCGAUUCCAUACGAGAAUUGCUGAGUCUUUUGGUGGACGAGACAACGCUGAAAGGGUUUGGAUGGCCCGACGCUCCCGUCGAUGAACUGCUCGAAGCGGUGAUCAAACGGUGCGGACACACACCUGUCAAACACGACAGUUACAGCUAUUAUGACAGACUUCGAGAGAACUCUAAGCUCUUGUUUACUGUCGUCAUCGAUGAUAAUGCAGUGAAAACUUUGCUCNGACGCUCCCGUCGAUGA
Messenger RNA from Medioppia subpectinata, 2038 nucleotides. The record is from the annotation of a GenBank genome assembly. NCBI's taxonomy places the organism in Eukaryota, Metazoa, Arthropoda, Arachnida, Sarcoptiformes, Oppiidae.